Molecule: messenger RNA, 777 nt
Organism: Mesocestoides corti
Lineage: Eukaryota; Metazoa; Platyhelminthes; Cestoda; Cyclophyllidea; Mesocestoididae
Source: the annotation of a GenBank genome assembly
GCUGUCAAUGAAGACGGCGCAUUCACUACCAGCGCAGGGCGCAGAGAUCCAAGCUGCGAAUCAGCAUUCAACUUGACAUCUAAUAAGCCUACAAAUUUACCGAAUCUUAAAAGGCCUCACAGGGAUACUUCAGACCUCCACGAACACUUUCCUAAAAUUACUGCUGGAUCUAGUCCAUAUCCGAAGGGACAUGAUAUUAGCUCUUGUGCGUGCUGUGACCAGCACGCAAUCGAGAGGAAAAGGCCCCAUUUAGCAAUGGGUACUGGAGGCCUUCGAAACUUCAGAGGGCCGCUAGCGGCCUACCAGUCCUCAGCACCUCCAUCCCCCUCACCCUUCGCCCCAAUCUGUCCAGUUCCGAAGCCUCGAAACAUUUCCGGGAUCGAGACCAUGGUGGAUUUCAGUCGGCCAUCUCUUAGAUCCACUGAUACUCAGACCUCACCACAGUCACCGGUAAAACGAUCAUCAAGAAGGCGAUCUCGUCGCAGCUCUGGUGGGCAACUUCUAGGUUCUAUCAAAAAGAAAUUCGAAAAGAUUAGGAGAUCAUUAAGUUCCGAUCGAAAUACAUCUCGACCAAAAGUUAACGGUGUCCAGGAAUUGUCCACUCCGAAUCGACCUGUCUCUGAAUCCAGAAGUAAGUCACCAGAAAUAGCCCUUCUCAGGCGCCAUCGUGAUGGAACCUGUCUGAUCCAACUCCGAAGAAGUUCUCCCUCAGACCCGUUUGGAAUAUUCAUGAACGCGGACUCUAAUGGUAAGACAAACAGUACAUUUGGAACUUAA